Molecule: messenger RNA, 4139 nt
Organism: Triticum aestivum (bread wheat)
Lineage: Eukaryota; Viridiplantae; Streptophyta; Magnoliopsida; Poales; Poaceae
Product: ankyrin repeat-containing protein ITN1
Exons: 3
Coding region: 2167-3996 (609 amino acids)
Cellular component (GO): plasma membrane
Molecular function (GO): protein binding
Source: RefSeq, a predicted model, not a curated record
GCUGUUUCUUUACUCUGAUUGAUUCCAUUUAAUGGUAAUCAGUUUGGAAAGAAGUCCCAAAGAGGUACGUGGUCAUCCGUUGUCAUUUGUUAAUUUGUACGACCAGGUAUUACAGAAAUCAUGUGUUUGAUACUCAGACCUUUUUUAUUGUAUCGGAAUUUCUUUAUAGAAACAUGUUGGAUCUUCGGAACACAACAAUUCUUUUAUAGAUUUCUUUGUUAUACCACUGGUUUUUAUAGGAAUUUCAAAAUCCACUAGAACAUUUUUUAUGAACAACUAUGUAAGUUUUCCGUAAUUCAUUAUUUUCUAGCUUUGCACUUCCGUUUUAUAUUUGUGCCUUAAUUCUUAGUCCUAUCAGUCCUUAAUGAAUGAUGUUUUGGACAUAGCCUUGAUCAAAAUUCUAUCACCCUGAUGAUUGACAUUGUCGAAAAAUAGUUUGAUUGGAUAUGUGAAAAUUAGUUUUUUAAUUUUUUCCUGAAAACUAUUUCAGUAUUUUUUUGGUAUUAUUAUUAUAUUAUACAAGAAAAUAAUGGUCAAAGUUAUAUUUCACGGGCCAUGUAGGUGUCCAAAACGUCAGUCAUUUAAGCUUAUUUCUGGGGACCGAUGAGAAAUAUUUUUUACAUAAGUAUAUUUGCAGUAAAUUAAUCCUAUUUACUGAAAAGAAGUGUGACGAGAUGUUUGGGGCUUGAGUUUAAUCACUGGAUACCUUGCCAACAUUCUCGAAGUAGAGGGCCCAGAAUUAACUAUUAAUAAUCUAUCAAAGAAUCAUCCUUGAAGGGUUAGUAGGUAGCUUUUGGGCUUCAGUUUAACCACUGGAUACCUUGACAAUACAAGGAUGCAAUCUUACCAUGUCCCACAUGUGAAACAAGCUGUCCCCUCAUAUGAUACAUUUCUUCAAUCACGUUCAAUGCUGCAUGAUAGCUUUUGCUUUGUCCCUAAUGUAUAUAUCUUAGUGUGUAUUCUUUCCUCCCAAUUGUGGCUUGCUUUUAUCUUUUUUUGCUCUGGCUUGUUGCAUCAUCGCCCUCUAUAAGAGAACCGUUCUGCAAGGAAUUCUCUUGUGCUCAUGCUACGUGCAUCCCUUCGUUUACACAUGUUACUCCAUCACAUUUAAUUGUAGUGAUUACCUCUUGAAAGAAGAAGGAUUGGUCUUGUGCUAUCAUAUCAGACAACGAAUUCCUACUACCAGGUAUUGUUAAAAUUAUUUGUUCAGUACUUAAUUAGACUCUCAUUGUGCUGUUGGACUUCUGUAGAAUUCCAAUCUUUAAUCACAUUUUAGCAUGGCAGGUGCUAGUAUAUUAUGUAUGGUCGAAAUUUGGAGCAAGUUAGUUACCCUGUCAACAUUGGCACGUGAUGUUAUCUGGCGGCACACAAUUUAAAACAAAAAUCCAAUCCACACAUGAAGUGCUUCGAAUAGUAGCAGUAGAAUUUGACUUGGUAAUUACUUACUUAGUAGUCACAUGCCACAACAUAAUUUCUGUUUUCCAUGUGCGGACUGAAUGUGCAUUUGUUUUUCUUUUUCUUUGUGGGGCAUCUUUUGUGUCUCUUUAAUCAAAAUUUUAAAACGGUGACACCACAAUUAGUGGUAGUACUAAACCAACUUCCCGAGGCACAAGUCGCCUUCUUAGCUCGAGCUCAUAUGCACCUGCCAUGAACAGUGAAUUCAGAAAAAACUAUUUUUUUUCAAACAAUUCUGAUUUUUAUUGUGGUAAACAUUGGUUAAAGUUAUGAGUGCUUGAAAAUUUUCAUUACGAAAUGACAUUCGUGGAAGUCAUAAAAAAACAGAUGCACGAAAAUGCUUUCAAUGAAAGCAUUUUGGACCACUGAUUUUGUUUUUUUUGCCACAAAUUCCACGAAUUUUAUUUCAUGGUGAAAAUUUGCAAGCACUCGAAACUUUCACCAAUUUUACCACAAAAGCAUUUCAGAAUUUUUUGAAUUUGUUCUCAAAAAAAUUUGAAUUUACUGUUCAACCAAGCUCAUUUGAGCUGGAGCUAAGAUACUCCACGUCCCUUCCUAAGAACCACCAUAUGUAAUGGAAGUCAAAACUCGCCUCAUUAUUUGCCACAAGAAAAAUAUGGUUUCAAAGUACAGCUCAGGUAUUUCAAGUUAGGAAAAGUUCAAAAUCAGUGGCUGCUCAUUUACCAAUCUUUGUAUUUGUUACGUUUAUAGAUGGCAGAACUAGCUAGUUCAUCAGGAGGAGGACAUGAACUGCCACAAAUGGACCAGGAGCUCCCGACGGCAGCCACAUCCGGUGAUUUCACAUCAGAUAGUUCAACGGGAGGUGGACACGAACAUCUACAGAUGGACCAGCGGCUCUUGACAGCGGCCGCAUCCGGUGAUUCCACGUCAAUGAAGGAGAUGGCCUCGCAAGAUCCAAGCAUUCUUCUUGGAACAACUCUAGCUGGGAACAGCUGCCUUCACAUAUCCUCCAUCCAUGGGCACCAGGCAUUCUGUACGGAUGUGGUAGAACUGGAGGAGUCUCUCCUCGCCGCUUUAAACCUGGAAGGGGAGACACCACUUCUCACCGCAGUGACUAGUGGACACGUCUCCCUGGCUUCCGUUCUACUCCAAUGCUACCGUGCACAGGGAUUGAGCGAGUCAAUCUUGGAGCAAGACAUCGAUGGUUGUAACGCACUGCACCAUGCCAUUCGCAACGGCCACAGGGAGCUUGCCCUGGAGCUCAUAGAAGCAAAACCCGCCCUGUCGACACAUGUGAACAUUUGGAGCGAGUCACCCAUGUACAUUGCGGCGUUGAGGGAUUUUAUUGAUGUUUCAGAGAAAUUACUUGAAAUUCCCGAUUCUGCUCAUACAGGACCAUACGGCUACAACACUGUGCGGGCUGCCGUGAGAAAUGGAAACCCAGUUUUGGCUAAAAGAAUUAUGGAAACACGUCCUUGGCUGGCCAGAGAAGCUGACAACGAUGGGCAUACUCCACUAAGUGCAGCUGUAUGUUAUGACCAGAUUGGCGUGCUACGAGUAUUGCUGGAGCAUGAUUGCUCUUUAGGGUAUGAGUUGCCACGUGAUGGUUCCCCUCUCCUCAGUGAAGCUGCAAUUGGAGGUCAUAUCGCUGUUGCUCAAGAGCUUCUUAAACACUGUCCCGAUGCUACUUACCGUGCAACAAAAGGUCUGUGUUGGACAUCCCUUCAUACAGCUGUAUGGUAUGAUCAAGUGGAGUUUGCCGAAUUCAUAAUGAGGACCUCACAAUUACGCAAGCUCGUCAACAUGCAAGACAUGAACGGGAGAACUGCUCUACAUGGCGCAUUACAGAAGUGCAGUCCUAAAAUGGUUGCUGCUCUGCUGUCUCACAAAGGUAUAGACACAAUAGUCAUUGAUAAUAGGGGUACACCACCAACUUUGGAGUUGUCGGCCUUCACGGAUCAUGCCAAAACAUUAAACUGGAAUGAAGUGCGUAUGCUUAUGCUGAGAGCUGAUCCCCGAGAUGCCGCCUCUUUUUAUAAUCUUCAAAGGAAAACCAAACUAGAAGCGACCGAGGCAUCAAGGAAGGAAGCAAAAUCACUAACUCAAACAUACACAAGAAACACUUCGUUAGUGGCGAUUCUCAUUGCGACAAUCACCUUCGCCGCUGCCUUCACCCUUCCUGGAGGAUACAUCAACGGUGCUGGAAGCGAGGGACUUCCCAUCAUGUCUAGGAAGUUUGCAUUCCAGGCAUUCUUGAUUUCUGACGUCUUAGCAAUGUGCUCCUCAUUUGUUGUGGCCUUCAUAUGCAUCAUAGCAAGGUGGGAGGAUUAUGAGUUCUUGCUUUAUUACAGAUCCUUCACUAAGAAGCUCAUGUGGUUUGCAUACGUGGCAACUACUACGGCUUUUUCAACUGGUUUAUACACAGUGCUUGCUCCACGUGUCCACUGGUUGGCUAUUGCAAUUUGCGUCAUGGUAGCUUUGUUGCCGAUUCUAACUAAGCUACUCUGUGAAUGGCCUGUCUUGAAGCUCAGACAUCGGUUGGGUAAAGCUUUCAAUUCUGAUUUGCUUGACAUGGUGUAAGUCUGACCUCAUCACUUUGUCUUGAGGCUCUGCCUUUUGGUAUUAUUAUUUAACUGAUCUGUAACAAAUAUCAUAAAAAGUAUACAAUUGGUUCUUUGUAUUCCAUUUCAGUAUGUAAUCUACUUGGUUUACUUGGUUUGACC